AUGUCCGGAUUCCGUGUAUUGGACGAGGAGGAUCGCCAGAUGCUAAUAUCGUGGCUCAAGGAGCAUAACAUCGAACUGAAUCAUCGCACCAGGACCGAGCUACGCGAUGCUUUCGCAGUGGCCAAGAUCUGUAAGAGGAUCCACCCCGACUUGGUUGACCUUCAGGUCUACACGCCCAGGUGCAGCAUGACCCAAAUGCUGAACAAUUGGAAGAUAUUUAACGACAGGGUUCUCAAGAAACUGGACCUGAACCUGUCCAAUUUGAUGCUCAAGGAGCUGGCUGGUGGGGCAGCGUGUGCCAUUGAAUCAAUCCUCUAUAAACUGAUGACCACCGAGUAUGCCCUGAAACGAGGAGAGGGCAAGCUCACUCUAGCCAAGAAACCGCUAGACAGACAUUGA
Molecule: messenger RNA, 399 nt
Organism: Drosophila pseudoobscura
Lineage: Eukaryota; Metazoa; Arthropoda; Insecta; Diptera; Drosophilidae
Product: sperm flagellar protein 1-like
Exons: 1
Coding region: 1-399 (132 amino acids)
Biological process (GO): regulation of cytoskeleton organization
Cellular component (GO): axoneme
Molecular function (GO): microtubule binding
Source: RefSeq, a predicted model, not a curated record